[Torrubiella] hemipterigena is the source of this 2810-nucleotide messenger RNA. NCBI's taxonomy places the organism in Eukaryota, Fungi, Ascomycota, Sordariomycetes, Hypocreales, Clavicipitaceae. The record is from the annotation of a GenBank genome assembly.
CGGUGUAGAGAUAACCGCUUCCCUGUUCGUUUAUUGCAGCUUUAGCGUCCCUGAUCCUGCUCUAUAGGGGGUGGAGAGAUGGGUCCCUCGCUAGCGGACCGCCUGGAGAAACUCUCCUUUUAGUGCUCUACAGCACGGUGGGGCAGGCAUUCCCCGCUGCAAAGGCGGCUGCCCUACAGAAAAUCCCCCGGCACCAGCACACACCGCGCACCGGGCUCUUGGUCGUCCCCGAGAAACGCUGCAUCUUGUCGUCGGCCACCUUGGUUCUCUCUCAGCUUCACCACUCUUCUUUAUUUGACUUGCUAGCGACGUUGGAACGAAACAGCGCCAUUUGGUGAAGAAUCUGCACAAAAUUACCAUACUACAGAACAAUAUACACCUAUCCACACACCGUUGUUCACUCGCCUUGCUCUCAUAGCCGACGUCGCCAGCGAACUCCGCCGUGCCUCCCCGCCACCGUCGGCAACAUCGCCACUUGUCACCUACUCUAGACACCUCGCAUGCCUCGAUUUUCUAGCUGCUAGUUGUUGCGCACUAAUCUGCCGCGCCUGUGGACCGACGAGAUGGAGAUUCAGUUCACAAUCCCUCUCGUUGGCGCGGCCACCACAGCCCCAAAGCCGACGCCAAAGCCAACGUCGUCAGCCCGCUCUGGCACAUCUAGAUUUGCCCUAGACACAAGGACGCGGCACACCAGAAAGAGCACAUCUCGUGCGCGCACAGGCUGCGCAACAUGUAAAAAACGCCACGUCAAAUGCGACGAAACUCGCCCGGCAUGCUUAAACUGUAUGAAAUGGCGCGGCUAUUGCGACUCAUAUGCCGAGCCAUCGCCCAACUCCAAACACGACGCCGGAUCCUCGCAGGGCGGCCAACUAAUUCACACAAAAUCGGCACCACUAAUAUUAGAAGAACCCAAUGUCAAUACCCUUCGAUUCACAAAUAGCGACCAGCGCGCCUACUUUGACGAGUGGACGUCCCUGUCCAUCGGCUUUCUCAGCGGCGGCUUGAUGCGCGCAAAGCUCUGGGCUGCUACCAUGCCGCAGGUAUCUCUCGAUGAGCGGCCGCUUCGAUACGGUGCAAUGGCUGUUGGUGCUCUGCGCAAAGCCCUUGCCACUUCGAAUAGGCCACACGGCGCCUUGGAGCCCGAUAACCGGCACUAUAUGAACGCUCUCAACUACUACUGCGAGGCAAUGCGCUUGCAAUCUACGGCAGCACCAACCAACGACACCCUACGCACCGCAUUGUUGUCGUCGCUUUUAUUCAUCUGCUUUGAGUCGCUGCGUGGAAAUCUGCCUGUAGCGCUCAAACACAUGGUACACGGCUUCAGUAUGCUCAACGAGCUAGCCAACUGCACCACCAUCGCACCAGGGCUCGUCCGCAUUGCUGCGGCGCCGCCCGCCAUGGUACAAGAAAUCCUAGACUGCUAUAAACCACUCGAGCUGCAAUCCAGAUCAUUCAUGGGCUCGUACCAAAAGUUCUUUUACACACAAAACAAGCCUGGUGUCAAUGGCGGACCGGCCCAAGCCAUACCCAGCCCGCCCAUCUCCUACGUGCGGACACCUCCGAGCCAAGCAAGCAGCCCACCAGGCGGGCCAAACACACCUCAGUACACUGGUCUUCCCAGUCCCGACAGCCAAGCAAGUCCCAUGUCGCAGACGGGAGGAAGCUCUCCAAACAGCAGCAACCCGCCAACAUCACCGCCGUCCAGCCAAGGACGCCCUGGCGGGCCUCCUAGCGGCAUGCCCCCGCGGCCGCCUCACAUCCAGCCAUUCUCCAAACACUCGCCGUACUUUCGGCCGCGACUUACCCACGUUACCGACAUUGACGAGAUGCCCGCCAUGUUCGCCAGCUUUGAAGAAAGCGCCGCAUACUGGAGCCUUGUGCAGAAACAAAUGGUCAAGUCGCUACCACUACUAACCAUGACAACCGCCAAGCUCAGGCUACCCCACGCGCGCAGCGAGGCCGAAGUCGAGAUGAAGCUCAACAGUAUCCGCCAGAACGAGCAGCUGUCUGCAUUUGUCGCCGACUCGCGCUUCUGGAUCCAGCGGUGGUUCGCCGCAUACGAGCCGCUGUACCUGGACGCUGUGCGGAAUGCCGAGAACAACAGGCAGCUGUACCUCGAGGCCAUCAAUGUCCGCAUGGAGUACCUCAUUCUAUACAUUUACACCACGAUGCCGCGGUACGCUGGGCUCAUCACGGCGCGCGGCUUGACGCCACAGUACCGCGAGAUGGCGCAGCACGCCGAGACCCUCAUGGCGUCCAGGCAGACAUGCGGCUUCGCCAUGGAUGCAGGCUGGACAUGGCCACUCUUCAUCAGCGCGUUUAGCUGCCGCGACCCGUCGGUGCGGGCGUACGCCAUUGACGUGUUAGGCAAGUAUCCCAUGCGCAAUGCGCUGCGUGAUAGUCGAGUCUUCCGUGCGCUUGCGGUUAAGAACCAGGAGCUCGAGCGGACAAUUGCCAAGGAGGGCGACGAGAAUACGCAGUGGCUGCGGCUGCGGCGACGAGAGGUUCUGUUUGAUGAUUUCGGUGCCUCUGUCGUCUUUCGGUCGCCGGUGAAGAAUGAAGCUACGGGCGAGUGGGAGCUCAUUGAGGAGGCGGCCACGUUUGAUCUGAAUGAGGAUGGAUCGCUUACAUGGCAGCAGCGGGAGAUUUCGGAUGCCAAUUCCAUUCUAGGAGGUGUCUGUUAAUCUUUUGGGGGCAUAUUACGGGGAGAUUUUACAUAUAGUAUAUCAGUAAUUGUAUAUAUGGCAUGCUACAGUGAUUUGGAGGGGAGGUCAAUUUUUGAGUUAAUAUACCCGCUACCCUGCAAGUUG